Rotaria sp. Silwood1 is the source of this 3561-nucleotide messenger RNA. NCBI's taxonomy places the organism in Eukaryota, Metazoa, Rotifera, Eurotatoria, Philodinida, Philodinidae. The record is from the annotation of a GenBank genome assembly.
AUGGCUAAAAAGAAGAAAAUUACUCAUGGUGCAAAUGAUAUUUCUCCUGAAGAAGCUCGUCGAGAAUUUGGCAUUUCUUAUGAUGAAUUAGAAAAAUUAAUGCAAACACGAGGUCAUGAAGGUAUUUUAAAACUUAAUGAAAGUUAUGGUGGUCUUGCUGGUCUAGGACAAAAACUUAAAACAAAUUUAAUUACUGGUUUAGCCGAAGAUGAAACUGAUUUAGCCUUACGUGUAGCAGCAUUUGGUCGUAAUGAAAUUCCACCUAAACCACCGAAAACAUUUUUUCGUCUUAUGUUUGAUGCCCUUCAAGAUAUAACACUUGUUAUUCUUAUAAUAUGUGCUAUAAUUUCAUUUGGUCUAUCAUUUUAUCAUCCAACUGAUGAAACAUUUCAAGCUGAAUUAAAACAAAAAGAAGCAAAUGUUGAAUGGAUUGAAGGUGCAGCAAUUAUUAUUGCUGUUAUUGUUGUUGUUCUUGUAACAGCAUUUAAUGAUUGGACAAAAGAACGACAAUUUCGUGGUCUUCAAUCAAAAAUUGAAAGUGAUCAAAAAUUUAAUGUUGUUAAAAAUAAUACUGUUAAACAAAUUCUAAUCAAAGAUAUUGUUGUUGGAGAUAUAUGUCAAAUUAAAUAUGGAGAUUUAUUACCAGCUGAUGGUGUUGUUGUACAAUCAAAUGAUCUUAAAGUUGAUGAAUCAUCAUUAACUGGUGAAUCAGAUUUAAUUAAAAAACAUGAAUCAAAAGAUCCAUUUCUUUUAUCGGGUACACAUAUUAUGGAAGGUAGUGGAAAAAUGUUAGUAUUAGCUGUUGGGGAACAUAGUCAAACAGGAAUGAUAUUUAAAUUAUUGGGUGCAACAAAAGAAGAUGAUGAAGAGAAAAAAGCACCGAAAAAUAAAAAAGAAAAUGCGAAUGGUCGUGUUGAUGCUGAUGCUAGUGAACAUUUGGUAACACCAGGAUUGAACGCAGGUUCCACUGGAAAUAAUCUUGAUGCAACUGAAUUACAAGAAGUUGCUAUUGAUCAAGAAAAAGAAACAGCUGGUGAUGAUGAUACAGGAGGAUUUAAAGUUAAAGAACGAUCAAUUUUACAAGCAAAAUUAACUAAAUUAGCUAUUCAAAUUGGAUAUGCAGGCAUGACAAUUGCUAUUUUAACUGUAAUUGUUCUACUGGUACGAUUUUCAGUUGAAGAAUUUAUUCAACGUCGUGAACGUUGGAGUAAUAAAUAUUUUAAUCGAUUUGUACGUUAUUUAAUUACAGGUAUAACUGUCUUAGUUGUUGCUGUACCUGAAGGUUUACCAUUAGCUGUAACAAUAUCAUUAGCUUAUGCUGUUAAAAAAAUGAUGAUAGAUAAUAAUUUAGUUCGUCAUUUGGAUGCAUGUGAAACAAUGGGUAAUGCAACAGCUAUAUGUUCAGAUAAAACUGGAACAUUAACAACAAAUCGUAUGACUGUUGUACAAGUUUAUGUUGGUGAAAAACAUUGGAAAAAUGUUGAAAAUCCAAUAAGAGCUAAAGAAAUUUCUAUACCAGAUAAAACAAAAGAUAUUAUUCUUGAAGGUAUAUCAGUUAAUAGUAGUUAUGCAUCAAAAUUACUUGCUCCACCUGAAAAAGAAACAUUACCAAAACAAGUUGGUAAUAAAACUGAAUGUGGUUUAUUAGGUUUUGUUGUUGGUCUUAAUGGUAAUUAUAAUGAUAUACGUCAACGUUAUACUGAAGAAAAAUUUGUACAUGUUUAUACAUUUAAUUCUGUACGAAAAAGUAUGUCAACUGUUAUACAACGUCCUGAUUCAAUAGUACGUAUGUAUACAAAAGGUGCAUCAGAAAUUGUUUUAAAAAAAUGUAAAACAAUAUUAAAUCGUAAUGGUGAAAUUAUACCAUUUUCAAAUGUUGAUUAUGAUCGUCUUGUACAAACAGUUAUUGAACCAAUGGCAUGUGAUGGUUUACGUACAAUAUGUGUUGCAUAUAGAGAUUUUCCAUCCGAUAAAUUACCUGAUUGGGAUGAUGAAGCAAAUGUUGUUGAUCAAUUAACAUGUGUUUGUAUAUGUGGUAUUGAAGAUCCUGUACGACCUGAAGUACCUGAAGCUAUAGCUAAAUGUCGUAGUGCUGGUAUAACUGUACGUAUGGUAACAGGUGAUAAUGUUAAUACAGCUCGAUCAAUUGCACUUAAAUGUGGUAUUAUAUCACCAAAUGAUAGUUUUUUAGUACUUGAAGGAAAAGAAUUUAAUCGACGUAUAAGAGCAAAACCAGAUGGAGAAAUUGAACAAAAUUUAAUUGAUAAAGUUUGGCCAUCAUUACGUGUAUUAGCACGUUCAUCACCACAAGAUAAAUAUGUACUUGUUAAAGGUAUAAUUGCAUCAAAAAGAAAUCCAACACGUGAAGUUGUUGCUGUUACGGGUGAUGGAACAAAUGAUGGACCGGCAUUAAAAAAAGCUGAUGUUGGUUUUGCUAUGGGUAUACAAGGUACUGAUGUAGCAAAAGAAGCAUCAGAUAUCAUACUUGUCGAUGAUAAUUUUAAUUCAAUUGUUAAAGCCGUUAUGUGGGGACGUAAUGUAUAUGAUUCAAUUGCAAAAUUUCUUCAAUUUCAAUUAACUGUUAAUGUUGUUGCUGUAUUUUGUGCUUUUAUUGGUGCAUGUAUUGUUAAAGAAUCUCCAUUACGUGCUGUACAAAUGUUAUGGGUGAAUUUAAUUAUGGAUACAUUAGCAUCAUUGGCACUUGCUACAGAAGUACCAACAGAAGAAUUAUUAACACGUAAACCUUAUGGACGUACACGACCAUUAAUUUCACGCACAAUGAUGAAAAAUAUUCUUGGUCAUGCUAUUUAUCAAUUAGCUAUUAUGCUUUUUAUUUUAUUUGCUGGACCUAAAGUAUUUGAUAUGGAUGAUGGUCGUCCAGUAAAUAAUGUAUUUAAACCAUCAGAACAUUUUACAAUGAUAUUUAAUGUAUUUGUUUUAAUGACGUUAUUCAAUGAAAUAAAUUGUAGAAAAAUUCAUGGUGAAAAAAAUGUUUUUCGUGGUAUAUUUACAAAUCCUAUUUUCUAUGGUAUAUGGAUUGUUACAUUUGUUGUACAAAUUCUUCUUGUUCAAUAUGGUUCAUUUGCAUUUGCAUGUGUUGCAUUAACAUUUGAACAAUGGAUGUGGUGUUUGUUCUUUGGUGUUACAGUACUUGUAUGGAAUCAAGUCGUUAAUUUGAUACCGGUGACACGUCAUAUGCCAAAAUGGGGUUCAGGUGAAGUUUAUAGUCAAACAUUACCCGUUGAUUUAGGUCAAGAAGGACAAACACGGCCAGGAACAAGUUUAACAAAAGGACAAAUACUUUGGUUAAGAGGAAUAACACGUCUUCAAACACAGCUUCGUGUGAUAAAAGCAUUUCAAGAUUCAAUUGAUCGACAACCGCCUGAAUAUGCAACAUUAGAUCGGCUACGAGCCGCUACUGUGCCCAAAUUAACCUCGUUUUAUUACGACAAUCGACCUCUUACUCGUCCUCAUUCUCUUAAUCCUAUUAUAACUAUAAACACAAAUAUGACUGAUAAUCAUCAACCAUCAUCACCAACCUUUGAAAAUACCCAACUUUAG